Messenger RNA from Pollicipes pollicipes, 2087 nucleotides. RefSeq names its product sodium-coupled monocarboxylate transporter 1-like. The transcript is spliced from 15 exons. The coding region runs from base 219 to 2069 and encodes 616 amino acids. Gene Ontology annotation, cellular component: membrane. Gene Ontology annotation, biological process: transmembrane transport; sodium ion transport. The record is from RefSeq and is a predicted model, not a curated record. Lineage: Eukaryota; Metazoa; Arthropoda; Thecostraca; Pollicipedomorpha; Pollicipedidae. Gene Ontology annotation, molecular function: symporter activity.
GAGGAGCCGCGGGGAUCCGCGCCCAGCCGCGGGGCCGCCGGCAGACCUGGCGGGGUCUGGGCCGAGCCGGGCCUCGCUGAAGCAGUGAGCCGAACCGAGCGACUGCGUCGCCUGGGCCGUCCUUCAGGUCUGUCGAGAUCGCGGAGAUAUCAUCAGCGUGCCGCUGGGCAGGUGGUGGGCUUCCUAUCCACCUCUGUUUCCUUCCCCGUACCAACAAGAUGGCGUCGUCGAUACCUGCCACGGCCGCGACGGUGGAGAGGCUUGGCAUCAACGUGGACGAGCUGGUGCGGCGCUUCUCGGCGCUUGACUAUGCCGUGUUCGGGCUGCUCCUCCUGCUCUCGCUGGGCAUUGGUGUCUACUUUGGCGUCUGCAAGGGCCACGAGAUGAAAGACAACACGGGUUACCUGCUGGGAGGUCGUCAGAUGGGCACCGUGCCCGCCGCCAUGUCCCUCAUCGCCAGCUUCAUGUCAGCCAUCACGCUGCUGGGCACGCCGGCCGAGGUGUACCAGUACGGCACCCAGUACUGGGUCAUCGCCUUCUCCUAUCUGAUCGUGACGCCGGCUGCCGCCUACCUGUACAUGCCUGUUUUCUUCGACCUCCAGCUGAUCUCGGUCUACGAGUAUCUGGAGAGACGCUUCCACCGCAGGGUCCGCGUCACCGGCGCCUGUCUCUUCUGCAUUCAGAUGAGCAUCUAUAUGGCCAUCGUCGUAUACGCACCAUCUCUUGCACUGGCACAAGUGACCGGUGUCAAUGUCUACCUGUCCGUCUGUCUGAUCUUCUUCGUUUGCAUCUUCUACACAGCUCUGGGAGGCAUCAAGGCUGUUCUUUGGACGGACACCAUUCAGAUGGCCAUCAUGUUCGCCUCGAUGCUGGCCAUCAUCAUCAAGGGAUCAUACGAUGUUGGCGGAUUCGAUGUUGUCUGGGAGAGAGCUGUUGAAGGAAACCGCAUCGAGUUCUUCAACUUCAACACCAGUCCAGGAGUGCGGCACACAGUCUGGACUCUGGUGGUGGGCGGCUACUUCACCUGGAUCACCAUCUACGGCGUGAACCAGGCGCAGGUCCAACGCUACCUCUGCGUGCCCACUAAGCGGCGCGCCGCCAACGCCAUCUGGUUGAAUCUGGUAGGCCUGUUGUUCCUGCUGACCGUGUGUAGCUACGCUGGUCUGGUCAUCUACGCCCGCUACCGGCUGUGCGACCCGCUGAGCUCAGGGAGCGUGAGCACGGCCGACCAGCUGUUCCCGCUGUUUGUGAUGGAUACGCUGGGCGAGACGCCGGGAGUGCCAGGGCUCUUUGUGGCCGGGAUCUUCAGUGGUGCUCUCAGCACCGUGAGCUCCGGGAUCAAUUCGCUAGCGGCCAUCACCAUGGAGGACUUCAUCAUGCCCAGCGUCAGCAGGCCGCUGACGGCUCAGAUGCAGACCAUCAUCUCUCGCGCCCUGGCCGUCGCCUUCGGUGUGUUGGGAUUUCUACUGGUGUUUAUUGCUGAACAGCUUGGAGACAUCUUACAGGCGGCUCUCAGCAUAUACGGCAUGGUUGGGGGACCGGUUCUCGGAGUGUUCACUCUGGGAUUGUUCUUCCCUUGGGCCAACCACAUUGGCGCCAUGUCGGGCAUUUUCUCUGCCUUGCUCGUCAUCUUCUGGAUCGGAAUCGGAGUGCAGGUGGAGAAGGCGAAGGGCCACAUCCACAUCCCGAAGCUGGAGACCUCGGUGGCGGGCUGUCCACGCUACAACGUCUCGUACGUCGACCUGUCCCCGUCAGCAGCUCCUCCGACCCUCAACAGCAGUCUCCUCGACACGCCAGAACGGGAGGACGCCCUGGGCAUCUACUACCUGAGCUACAUGUACUACUCGGCGGUGACGUGUUCGGUGGUGGUGGUGGUGGGCCUGCUGGUCAGCUGGGUGACGGGACCUCGGGACCCGCGCCGGCUGGACCCCCGGCUCGUCGUGCCGCUCGGAGACACGCUGUUUCGCUGGCUGCCCGCCAGGGCGCGGCGCUUCCUCAACUUCCACGUCGGCGAAGAACAUCAAAAGGAAGAGAAGGAGAUGGAAGUGGCGCACGCCUCAAUAGAAUAAUCGUCGCUCAACUGAAAA